CUAGUAGCUCUAUGGAUGACUAACUCGAAACAGUCGGAAUGGAGUAUCCUGAUUGUGUUACAUGCAGAUGGUAUGACCGUUCUUGUCAGUGUGAUUUGUAACAUUAUGAUCGACCGGAAAUAAGAAUUCAUCUGAAAAAUUUCGAUUUGGCGUGUUAUUCGGUUGCAAUUUCCCAACGCAUUCGCGCACGCAGAGCGCCGAUUUGUCUCCCCGGAUCCCUUCGUUCGUUGCAUUACUCAAGUCGAUAUGAGUGUUUUGUUCCUCUCAACGACAGUCCUCUUGUAUCUUUACUUUUGUCUCUCUGUCGUUUCCUCUGCAAACAACCAGGUCCGCACUAAAGUAAUGGUGUUCGAGGAUGAAGUAACAAAUUGCGACGAUAAGGAUUAUGUGCUGAGCAUUGGCCCUUUCUCUGUUUCACGCGUUGGCCUUUAUAUGCUCAUCAACGGGAAAGUCGCUGCUCGUAGAGACCUACUUAAUCCAAUAUCGUUUAAAUUUCGGAUCGAAAAAUGCGGAGACAAGGGAAACCCAAAUUCCUGCGAAUAUUACACUACUUGGAAGUGGGAUGAUGCAUGCACUACACUGAAUGUGCUGCCAUUUACGAGGAGUUUUUAUAAUUCUCACGUGCCCAAACUUAACGCCUGCCCUUAUAAAAAGAGUGUCUACGAGAUAAGGAAUUAUACGGUGCGAUCGGAUACGAUGUUGAAUUUGUUUCCAACUGGGGGCAACUCUCUCUGGAAAUUCCGCGUGACAUUCAAAGAUAAAACGGAGGAAAUUAUCUCUUGUGUGAAAUGCAGUUUUCGGUUUGCGACGAUCAGGAAAAAACUUUGACUGUUACAAUUCAAACAAAUCCUCAUAUUUUUUGAGUAGCUUCAUAUGAGCUAAAAGAAAAAAUCAACCUACAAUCUUUA
This is a messenger RNA of Bemisia tabaci, 908 nucleotides long. RefSeq lists its product as uncharacterized. NCBI's taxonomy places the organism in Eukaryota, Metazoa, Arthropoda, Insecta, Hemiptera, Aleyrodidae. The record is from RefSeq and is a predicted model, not a curated record.